Solanum lycopersicum (tomato) is the source of this 874-nucleotide messenger RNA. RefSeq names its product glutathione S-transferase/peroxidase (gene BI-GST/GPX). Gene Ontology annotation, cellular component: cytoplasm. NCBI's taxonomy places the organism in Eukaryota, Viridiplantae, Streptophyta, Magnoliopsida, Solanales, Solanaceae. Gene Ontology annotation, biological process: glutathione metabolic process. Gene Ontology annotation, molecular function: glutathione transferase activity. The record is from RefSeq and is marked validated.
AUAUCAGUAUUACCAAUUUUCUUUCUUUUUCUUCAUUCAUACAACAAAAAUGGCUAACGAUGAAGUGAUUCUGUUGGAUUUUUGGCCUAGCAUGUUUGGAAUGAGGCUAAGGAUUGCACUUGCUGAGAAAGAGAUUAAAUAUGAGUACAGAGACGAGGAUUUGAGGAACAAAAGUCCUCUGCUUUUGCAGAUGAAUCCUAUUCACAAGAAAAUCCCUGUUUUGAUUCAUAAUGGCAAACCAAUUUGCGAGUCUAUUAUUGGAGUUGAGUAUAUUGAUGAAGUGUGGAAGGAUAAAGCCCCUUUCCUCCCUUCUGAUCCUUAUGAGAGAGCACAAGCUAGGUUUUGGGCUGAUUACAUUGAUAAGAAGUUGUAUGAUUCUGGGAGGAAGCUAUGGACAACAAAGGGAGAAGAGCAAGAGACAGCUAAAAAAGAUUUCAUAGAAUGCCUUAAGGUGUUAGAGGGAGCACUUGGAGAGAAGCCUUACUUUGGAGGAGAUAAUUUUGGUUGUGUGGAUAUUGCGUUGAUUGGGUACUAUAGCUGGUUUUAUGCUUAUGAGAGUUAUGCUAACAUCAGUGUAGAGGCUGAGUGCCCAAAGUUUGUGGCUUGGGCCAAGAAUUGUAUGCUGAGGGACAGUGUGGCUAAGUCUUUGCCUGAUCAACAUAAGGUCUGUGAAUUUGUAAAAGUGCUAAGGCAGAAGUUUGGAAUUGAAUAAACAUAUGGACCAUGAUUCUGCUAAUAAAGGCGCUUCGCCCUUCUUUUUAUUGAAAUGUGUGUUUGGUCAUAGUGUAAUUGAGUUCUGCUUUUACAUGUAAUAAAAACUCUUGGAUCUGUUUUCUUGAGUCUUGUCUAUUGUAUGAUUCUGGGAUUUUCGAAA